Molecule: messenger RNA, 9142 nt
Organism: Camelus dromedarius (Arabian camel)
Lineage: Eukaryota; Metazoa; Chordata; Mammalia; Artiodactyla; Camelidae
Gene: STXBP5L
Product: syntaxin binding protein 5L
Exons: 27
Coding region: 6-3686 (1226 amino acids)
Biological process (GO): regulation of protein secretion; regulation of exocytosis
Cellular component (GO): plasma membrane; SNARE complex; cytoplasm
Molecular function (GO): GTPase activator activity; syntaxin binding; myosin II binding
Source: RefSeq, a predicted model, not a curated record
AGCCAAUGCUCGUAAAAUGGGGACUGGCUACUGCCAUGACUGAUGAAAAACUAAACACUUUUGCCCUCGUACAAUUCUCUGUGUUUAAGUCACCCUUUCCUUUGAAUUUCUCAACAGUUUUUGAAAUGAAGAAGUUUAAUUUUCGGAAAGUUUUGGAUGGCUUAACUGCCUCCUCCCCUGGCAGUGGUAGCAGCAGUGGCAGUAACAGUGGUAGUGGGGCUGGAAGUGGUUCCGUGCAUCCAGGAGGGACUGCAGGGGUUCUCAGAGAGGAGAUUCAGGAAACCUUGACUUCAGACUAUUUCCAGAUUUGUAAGACAGUUCGGCAUGGUUUUCCUUAUCAGCCUACAGCAUUAGCCUUUGAUCCAGUUCAGAAAAUCUUGGCUAUUGGGACAAGAACAGGUGCUAUACGAAUACUUGGAAGACCUGGUGUUGAUUGUUAUUGUCAACAUGAAAGUGGUGCAGCUGUUUUGCAGCUCCAAUUUUUGAUCAAUGAGGGUGCUUUGGUCAGUGCCGGCUCAGAUGAUACACUUCAUUUGUGGAACCUUAGACAAAAAAGACCAGCUAUUCUUCAUUCUCUUAAAUUUAACCGAGAACGAAUUACUUACUGUCAUCUACCUUUCCAGAGUAAAUGGCUCUAUGUUGGAACAGAAAGAGGAAAUACACACAUUGUAAAUAUUGAAUCUUUCAUUCUUUCUGGAUAUGUUAUCAUGUGGAACAAAGCAAUUGAACUAUCCACAAAGACUCAUCCAGGUCCAGUUGUACAUUUAAGUGAUAGCCCAAGAGAUGAAGGGAAACUGCUAAUAGGUUAUGAAAAUGGUACUGUAGUAUUCUGGGACUUGAAAUCAAAAAAAGCGGAAUUGAGAGUUUAUUAUGAUGAGGCUAUUCAUUCAAUUGAUUGGCAUCACGAGGGCAAACAGUUCAUGUGCAGCCAUUCAGAUGGUAGCUUGACUUUAUGGAACCUGAAAAGCCCAAGUCGUCCUUUCCAGACUACAAUUCCACAUGGAAAAAGUCAAAGAGAAGGAAGAAAAUCUGAAUCUUGCAAACCAAUUCUUAAAGUAGAAUACAAGACCUGUAGAAACAGUGAACCAUUUAUAAUAUUUUCUGGUGGCCUGUCCUAUGACAAAGCUUGCAGAAGACCAAGUUUAACCAUCAUGCAUGGGAAGGCAAUUACAGUGCUUGAAAUGGAUCAUCCUAUUGUUGAAUUUCUAACUUUAUGUGAAACACCCUAUCCAAAUGAAUUUCAAGAACCCUAUGCCGUUGCAGUACUUCUGGAGAAAGAUCUCAUUGUAGUUGAUCUGACACAAAGCAACUUUCCAAUCUUUGAAAAUCCAUAUCCCAUGGACAUUCAUGAAUCACCAGUUACAUGUACAGCAUACUUUGCUGAUUGCCCACCAGAUUUAAUUCUAGUGCUCUACUCUAUAGGAGUCAAGCAUAAAAAACAAGGAUACAGUAAUAAGGAGUGGCCAAUCAGUGGAGGAACCUGGAACCUUGGAACACAAACAUAUCCAGAAAUUAUCAUUACUGGUCAUGCAGAUGGAUCGAUUAAGUUUUGGGAUGCUUCUGCAAUAACUCUGCAGAUGCUGUACAAGCUAAAAACUUCAAAAGUGUUUGAAAAACAGAAGGUAGGAGAAGGAAAACAGACAUGUGAAAUUGUAGAGGAAGAUCCAUAUGCCAUUCAGAUGAUUUACUGGUGUCCAGAGAGCAGAAUAUUCUGUGUAUCAGGAGUCUCUGCAUAUGUCAUAAUUUAUAAAUUCAGCAGACAUGAAAUUACAACAGAAAUAGUGUCGUUAGAGGUACGACUUCAGUAUGAUAUUGAAGAUAUUAUUACUCCAGAACCAGAAACAAGUCCUCCAUUUCCAGAUCUCUCAUCCCAGCUUCCUUCUUCAAGGAGUCUUUCUGGGAGUACUAGCACUGUGACUAGUGAAGGAGUAACAAAGGACAGCAUCCCAUGCCUCAAUGUUAAGACACGACCAAUGAGGAUGCCUCCAGGGUAUCAAGCAGAACUUGUUAUUCAGUUGGUAUGGGUGGAUGGUGAACCUCCACAACAGAUUACUAGCCUUGCUGUAAGCUCAGCAUAUGGAAUAGUUGCAUUUGGGAACUGCAAUGGGUUGGCUGUGGUGGAUUUUAUACAGAAGACAGUUCUGUUAAGCAUGGGGACCAUUGACCUAUAUAGAUCAAGUGACCUAUACCAACGACAACCACGGUCUCCUCGAAAAAACAAGCAGUUCAUUGCAGACAACUUUUGCAUGCGUGGCCUGUCUAACUUUUAUCCUGAUUUAACGAAACGGAUCCGUACUUCUUAUCAGAGUUUAACUGAGCUGAAUGACACUCCAGUUCCCCUGGAACUUGAGCGCUGCAAGUCUCCCACUUCAGAUCAUGUAAAUGGACAUUGCACAAGUCCAACUUCUCAGAGUUGCAGUUCUGGAAAACGUCUUUCUAGUGCUGACGUUUCAAAAGUAAAUCGCUGGGGUCCGGGAAGACCGCCAUUUCGAAAAGCACAGUCAGCUGCUUGCAUGGAGAUUUCCUUACCAGUCACAACAGAAGAAAGUCGAGAAAAUUCCUAUAAUCGUUCUAGAAGCUCUAGCAUCUCCAGCAUUGACAAAGAUUCCAAAGAGGCAAUUACAGCACUAUACUUCAUGGAGUCCUUUGCUCGGAAAAAUGACUCUACUAUCUCCCCUUGUUUGUUUGUUGGAACUAGUCUGGGAAUGGUGUUAAUCAUAUCCCUAAACCUACCUUCAGCAGAGGAACAAAGAUUUACAGAGCCAGUCAUGGUAUUGCCAACUGGUACAUUCCUAUCAUUGAAAGGAGCUGUCCUAACAUUAUCCUGUAUGGACCGAACUGGAGGAUUAAUGCAACCGCCAUAUGAAGUUUGGAGGGAUCCAAACAACAUUGAUGAAAAUGAGAAAUCCUGGAGAAGGAAACUGGUCAUGAACUGCCCCUCUCCAUCCCAAGAAAUAGGAGAUCAUCAGUAUACAAUAAUCUGCUCAGAAAAACAAGCCAAAGUCUUCUCGCUGCCUUCCCAGACUUGCCUCUAUGUUCAUAACAUCACCGAGACAUCUUUUAUACUGCAAGCAGAUGUGGUGGUCAUGUGUAACAGUGCCUGCUUGGCAUGCUUUUGUGCCAAUGGGCAUAUCAUGAUAAUGAGCCUACCUAGUCUUCGCCCAAUGUUGGAUGUUAAUUAUUUGCCACUGACAGACAUGAGGAUAGCACGGACGUUCUGUUUUACCAAUGAAGGACAGGCAUUAUACCUUGUCUCUCCUACUGAAAUUCAGCGGUUAACAUACAGCCAAGAGAUGUGUGAUAAUCUACAGGACAUGCUAGGAGAUUUGUUUACUCCCAUAGAGACACCAGAAGCUCAAAACAGAGGCUUUCUCAAAGGAUUGUUUGGUGGAAGUGGACAAACAUUUGACAGAGAAGAACUCUUUGGGGAAGCUUCAGCAGGAAAAGCAUCCCGCAGCCUCGCACAGCACAUUCCUGGACCAGGUGGUAUAGAAGGGAUGAAAGGCGCUGCUGGAGGGGUGAUGGGAGAGCUGACUCGUGCAAGGAUCGCACUUGACGAGAGAGGACAGAGACUAGGAGAGCUGGAAGAGAAAACUGCAGGCAUGAUGACCAGUGCAGAAGCAUUUUCCAAACAUGCACAUGAGUUAAUGCUGAAAUAUAAGGAUAAGAAAUGGUACCAAUUCUAAACUUCUAAAGAAGCUAUGACUGCUUUGAGAAACCAUUAUUCAGGGAAACCAAAUUUAUUCCCAGCAUCACUAUUCAACUGCUAGAAGCCAGUUUCUUCAACAAAAUGUUCCAUUACAGUCCAUCUGAAGUUAUCAUAAGGGAGACUUAUCAGAGACACUGUUCGACCCAAAGGCUGGAACCCUGGUUAAAAUCCCAAGAUAUGGCUGAAUUUGCCUUUUCCCACGUGGAAUGGAGCUAUCAUCUUGGCAUGUCGUUUGCUAAGGAUUUACAUUUAGGAACUAUGGGGAGUCCUUCUGAUAUUAAAAAAAAAAAAAAUCCUGUACAAACAAAAGCAUUAAUGCACUUAAUGAAAAAAAAUUUGCAUGAUAAAUUAACAUCUUAAGAGGAAAAGAAAAAAAGCAUGUUGUGACAGUAGAAAAAAAGAUUUAUGGUAAACUAUUUUUAUAAAUUGGGCCACACCUGACAAUUUAAAAAAUGUGCAUUAGAAGAAUAUCAGUGCAUUUCAAAAACAUUUGCCAUACCCAUCUGAAAAAGAAAACAAAACCAGAGUUUUCUUCUCAUCUAUAACUUUCAUUAUACUAGGACAUUACUGAAUUCUUAUGGCAAGUCUGAUUAACAUUCCCGUCUCUCCAUAAUAUUUUACAUCAUUCACAGUCCUUGGUCAUAAUCAAGUACUGCCAGUACAGUAAAUUAUUCCUAACACAAUUAUUUACAUUUCUGUCACCUUCAGAACAAGUUGCUAUUUUUAGUCACAAACAAUGCUGGGUUGGGUCACCUCAAAGCAUUUUUUCAGCCUGGCUUAUACUCCGCAGGGGAGCUGACAAUAGGUUUGGGGAAACUAGGCUACAGGAACAAUGCAGUUAGCUUUGAGAACUGAUUUCACACACUCUGGUUUCAGUUUCUAAAGGGAUAUAUUUUUAAUGCUCCAUUUGUAUCCUUGUCUGCCAAUUACACAGUAUAUUACUGUUUAAACCUAGUGGGGUCUUCAAUUCAAAGGUGCUCUUGCAGCCUGACACUCAGAGACCAAACUGGUCAUUCUUUUCAGUCUGAUUCAGUAAAACCUCAGUUAAUGUUUUAGGAAAGGGAUUCUGAUAUUUCUGAUUAACAAGGGCUUUCAUUAGAAAAUACUUUUGGUUCAAUACUUAUUAUUGAAAAUCUUACAAAAUAUGGUGUUUUUACUGUCUGGGCUUUAGUCACCAUUAUGGACAACAGAAAUACGUAGAGAGCUUAAUGAUACAAAAUCAGUCAUUUUGUCACUCAUUAGGCUAAGUAACAUCAGCCACAGGAUUAUGUCAACAGACGCCAAACACCUAUUCCGUAUUAACAGUUCUUUUAAAAAUAUAAUAAAGAAUUUUAACAUGAUAAAAGGUAUCUACAAAAAGACAACAGAGAACUAGUAGAGGCAAACAAAAUAAAGACACUAGUAUCAUUAUUUAAUAUGAUUCUGGAAGUCAAGUCAUAGGAAAUAAAUAUAAGCAGAUUCUGGGACCCAUCCUAUAAUAUAUAUCUUUCCUUCAAAAAGAAACCUUUUUAAGAAAAUUAAUGGGUUUGGCUUAUUGAAUUUUUAUUAUUCAAGGUCUUACCAGAUUUGCAUUUGUGUUUCUAAGAAUUUACCAUUUUCCUGAAAUCCAGGUUAUUUUAAUAGCCAAAAAUAGUAUUUCUGCUUGUUUUUUUUCAGUUUUUUUAUUUUUAGUGAAAUUGUUUUAGUGAAACUGUUUGAACAUAACUUUAAAUGUUCUCAGUAAUUUUGAGAUGAGCAAAUUAAUCUUUAGGAAGAGAUGAUGGAAACAGUCGGAAAAUAUAUACCAGGAAAGCAUUUCUCAGAGUCCUUGAAUUCUCUUGAUUUCUCAAAAAAAGCCUCUCCACAAAUCUCUCCAGACUCCUGUGAACAGCCUUAGGGUAAAAGAACCUGACUUGGAAAUACAAAUAUGAUAUAUUAAAUUAUACAGUAAAAUAUUAAACUUGAGACCAGGAUUUAGAAAACACUGGUAGCCAAACUGCAGUGCACUAUUUGUACCAUCAGUUUCAAGAACCCAGUUUUCUGAUUUUCUGAACAGAUACUUUUCUAUAUUAAAAAAUUUUUUUUAAAAACUCAAAGAGUAUAAUAAUUUAUUUUAGGAACAAUGAAAUUCAGCCCAAAGUGGCAUCAAAUUCAGUAAAUAUCUCUAAAGCCCCAAUAAAAUUCGCUUUAACAUCCCUGGCCUCUAUACAGUGGAUGUAAACAGCAACCACCCUCCCCCACUCCGCCCACCCCAGUAAUGACAAUCAAAACUGUCUCCAGCCAUUGCCAAAAUUGCUCCUGGUUGAAAGCCACUGUUCCAUAUCAUUUGAAGAGAGACUAAGUUUGAAUAUGUGAUAUGUCCUGUAUAAAAUUAAACAUCAAAAGUGCACAGUGACAAAUUAUUGUACCCAAAAUUACAUGCAUGGUUCAUGUGCAAUAAAAUACUAUUUUGGAGAAAAGCUUACAUGAAAUCAGUGAAAAAUAACAACUCCUAGAAUACUUUAAAGCAUACAGGAAAAAUACCAAAAAGGAUAAGGUAGCAUUUCACAGAAGUGCUUAAAACUCUGGCUUUAAUGAAUAGAUUAAAAAUGUAUAAUUAGCACAUCAACUGGAAGUAAACAGGUGCUUCUGAAAUGCUUGGAAAGAAUAGGUUCUUUUAAGUAGUUUAAAUAUGUCUUUCAAUAUUGUUUUUAUAAACCCUUUCAUAAGGUAAGGGUAGCUUCAUCCCACAAACUCCUGAUUAGUGGAAUACAAAUUAAUGAGGUUUUACUGUAUGAAAAUUAUUUUUAUAAUUCAAGGAGAUAGCAAUAACAAGAAUCUAAUGUGGAUGUGAUUUUUCUCUUUGAAUAUUUCCGUUCUGUUGCACUGACUUUAGCAGACACACAAACACUCAUACACACCACCACCACCACCACCACCACCACCACCAUCUUAUCAUCAUCAUCUUUGGAAAAUGAGUACUGUUGAUCCAUGUAAUUUUUUACAUCUCUCUUCUGUACUAUUUAAAUGUCUUGCCUCUGCACUCCUAACUUGGACAAUGACAGAGAAAAUGACUCUGAGCCUUAGUUGUCAUCAAAAUUACAUGUUAAUGUGGCAUCAGACGAUAAAGCUUGCAAACCACAGCCUGUACAAGUUUACCUUAUCUCCUUAUGACCCCUUAAAGAGAUGAACCCUUCUUAGUGUCCCAGGAGAAAAUGGGCCUUUGCCUUCUUUCAUCAGUGAGAAGCUAGAAGUAUUUGUUUCCCUGGUUCUAAUAAUAUGAGCAAUAAUCCUUACCAAGAAAUCUUUUGGAGGGAGGAUGAUUUAUCAUUCAUUUUAAUCCCCUACAAAAGCAGUACUACUGAUUCUGCUUCCUACAUUUCACCAAGACCCAGACAUAGUGCCCCCAUCAUCAUCAAGGUCAUUGUCGGACUAACUUUGGAAACAUGGUGACAGAACUGACUGAGAUGUUUUCUGAUAAUUCAGUCAUAGAGCUAAUUUUUCAAAUCUUUCAUAUAGCUCUUAAACGAUUCUCAAUAAAUCAGAAUCCAGCUCUCCAUUCCUCAAAGUUCUUAAGGGAUUGUAAAAGAAGUCCCUUUUAAUGUGAACCGUGUGUUCAAUUUUAAAAGUAUCAUCUAUCUGUUAUCUUCAUUAAGGGAUCACCAUCGAUUUGAGAAAGGAAAAGGAAAAUAAAUAUUAUGCCCAAGGUUGGUUAAAGAAGAUUAAGAUUAGUUCUUUGAGAUACUUGGUUUUUAAAUGUUGGCAGAAGGGGAAAAUGAAGCAGACAUAGAAUAAAAGUCCUCUCCUUGGUUUAGGAUCUUCGGGACAACCCAGGGGUAUAUCUGUGGGAUUACAGCCUAGCCCUGUGGGAAGACAUUGUAACUUGACCACUUUUGUUCAAAAAGGGCAAUGCCAAAAGGAGUCAGACGUUCCUGACAGGCCUUGCUCUCUGCAUCAGGAGAAACAUAGUAGCCUGCACAGCUUCUUCACCUCUGUCCUCUGAGGCCAGAAUCCCACUUCUGACCAGUUACUGUUUCACAUACACACUGCUCCAGGUGCUAGAAGUACUUGCCAGUAAGUCGUGUAUUUGGAUUGCACCAUUCCAGGGAGCAUAGUUGUAGAAAUUUGUUGUAUAUAUUUGCAGACAACUAGCCCUGAAAGGACAAAAUGCAGAGUAAGUAGGGUGUGACUUAGGAAAGAAGUACCAAUUUGGUACAAGAGGGCUGGGGUAGAGCAGGACACAGGAGCCAGAGUGCAAUGGAAGAAACUUCGAUGAGGAACGGAGAUACAGCUGACCUGUAUACAUUUAUGUAGGGAAGUGAUUCUCAGCUCUGGCUGUACAUAAGAAAUCACCUAAGGAGCUUCUAAAAUUCCCAAUUACAUCAAAAUCUUUCAGAGUUGGAACCAAACAUCAUUUUUGAAAGCCCCCAAGAUGGUUCCAAUGUCCAGCCAAGGUUGGUAUCUCUACUAAGGAAGACACAUUUGUCUACCCUGGCCAGCAUGUAAGCCCCACCCCUGCGGGGUCAAGGAAGGCAAGAUAUUGGAGAUGCAGUAUUGGCUGAAUUGAUACUUAUUCUGUGUUACAACCCAAGACAAAUGUUCUGUACAAAUUUCUGACCAGGCAGUGUCCCAUUAACUGUUAAUAACACUGUCUUUGCGAUUUUCUCCUAUGUGACUUGGCCAUUAAUUAUUCCAAUUCAAACAUCUAGGUUUUGAUUGCCUCAUACAUGUGACAUCGUAUGACACCAGAGAUAUCAAAAGAAAUUCAACAGCAUGUAAGGCUAAGUGGAAAACUAAUUCUCAAUAGUUAGAUAAUAAAAAUUCUCAAUCACUUACUAAGUCAGGUCCAAAUUUAUUGUUCAUUCUUCUUUUGGAGGAGACAUGGGUACCAGGUACCUGUUCUGCUAUAGAUAUAUUUUACUGGACUUGAUCAUAGCAAGAAGGGAGAACAACUCUUCCUUUGUGAUUGUCAUCUUAGCUCCCAGGGCCACUUGGAUUUAUUUUCUUAGUCACUGGGUAUGUGUUUAAAGGGAGAAUAAUUUCUAUAACUCACUAUGGCCUCCAGGGCCCUGAAAGAGCGCUUUCACUUUCAGAAAGGAAGAGUCAGCCUAUCCAAGGCAAUACUGGUCAACGAGAAAACUCAGAAGAGUUCUCCUCUCACGCUGCUCCCCUCUGGUAUUGGCCCACCCUUCGCAACUGCAAAGCCAGAAGAUAACUAGGUGGUGGUUAUAGACAAGUGUACACAGGAUUAAAAUCUCUAAUAACCUAUAAUUUUUAGUACUUAAUUAUGUGAUGUUUUAUUCUAGGAAAUAAGAAACAGAUGACAUCAUUGAUGUAUCUUUCAUCUUCAGAAUUUUUGCAUCUUUUCAGAAAAUGACAAAUUACUAUUUUUCUGUUGCACUCAGCAAUUGUGACUAUACUUAAAAUUCUUGUAGUCUGUAGAGAUAUCAAUAAAAUUGUAUAUGUUUGUACAUA